ACUUUCAAAAAAUAUUACUAUUUAUUUCCUUUCUCUUCUUUCUCUCUUUCUAUUCAGAAAAACAAACAAUUUUCAUACUUCACCCUAGAUUUCCUCUUCUUAGCAACAAAGAGGAACAACAACAACAAUGGCUUUCUCUUCCUUUCUCGGAAGAGUUCUCUUCGCUUCCAUUUUCAUUCUCUCUGCUUACCAAGAAUAUAACGAAUUUGGAGUUGAGGGGGGUCCUUCUGCAAAAGCACUGAAGCCAAAGCUUGAUUCCUUUGCACAUCGAAUCCAUUCUCAAGUUGGCUUUCAACUUCCAGAGAUUGAUAUUAAACUUGUAAUUACUGGGGCUAUUGCUCUGAAGGGCCUUGGAGGGGUUCUUUUCAUAUUUGGAAGCUCUUUCGGAGCUUUGCUGCUGCUUCUGCAUCAGUUGAUUGCUACUCCAAUUCGUUAUGAUUUUUACAAUUAUGACAACGAGGACAAAGAAUUUACUCAACUUUUCAUCAAAUUUACACAGAACAUGGCUCUUUUUGGAGCUUUGUUGUUUUUCAUUGGGAUGAAAAACUCCAUUCCUAGAAGACAACCAAAGAAGGCUCUAAAAACAAAAACCUAUUAGAUGCAGCACUGUACAACCCCUCUUCAAAGAGUGUCUUGGGUUGUUUCCUGGUUCUUCACUGUAUCCAUUCUUCGAUCAUCCAGGUUUCGACUGGGUACACUCUCUGGUUCAGUUGAGUUUUGUAAUUUUAUCUUCACUCAGAUUAAAUUAUUGGCUAGUAAGUAUUAUUGUUAUUUAAUUAUUAUUUUUGUAUGAAUGUUAGCACGGUUUUAGGAACUAUCUUUAAAUUGCUAGACUUAUGUUUCAAGUGGUGAAAACAAAAGGAUCAGAGCCUUUGCGUUCUUAAACUUCAGAAAGCCAAUUUCAUUACCAUGGAUUUUUUUUUCUCUGUUUAA
Messenger RNA from Medicago truncatula (barrel medic), 933 nucleotides. RefSeq lists its product as uncharacterized. The transcript is spliced from 5 exons. NCBI's taxonomy places the organism in Eukaryota, Viridiplantae, Streptophyta, Magnoliopsida, Fabales, Fabaceae. The record is from RefSeq and is a predicted model, not a curated record. The coding region runs from base 128 to 598 and encodes 156 amino acids.